CUCGUGGUUGCAUUCUGUCAAGUCUUGUAUCAGCGGUGUCGCCGCGUGGACGUCACAGUCGCCAUGGACGAUGCAUUAAGUUGGGUUCUCCUUCCUGGAAUUGGACUGUUCUUUGGACUCAGUGUAUGGGCAUAUGUGUGUCUCCGGGGUGAACUGGUCGGACAAGGGCAGAAUGGCUCCGAAUCCUCGGCCGGAUCCGAGACGAGAAAGCAGUUCUUCACACUCUUGCUUCUGUCGGCUGGUACACGCUUUGUCAGCCUCUCUGUGGAUAUGCUAGCUGUGUCCUUGACUCCAGACGCCACUUCUGAGGCGGCAUUGAUCUCGGACGACGCCAACACCUACGCAUGGCUGUCUUCGAUCGUGUCGCUACUCCCCGCGCUCUUCUUUGUGUCGACGUACUCGCUCUUGAUCUUGUUUUACGCGCAGCUGUGCACUGCGGCCGUGUACACAUCGAGCAUCCCCGUGCACAAAGGCAUCUACGUGAUCUGCAACCUGCUGCUAUACCUGGGCUUCCUCGUCCUCUUGGCUCUCUGCACGACGUCGUCCAUGUUCUGGCAGUGGACGCAGGGCAUCCUCGGCGCGUUCUACUUCCUCGGACUCCUUGCCGUGCUGUACUACUCGCUCCAGCUCAUCUUGUUCUUCAAAACGAGUCACCCUGACGACGAAUUCUUCUUCGAUAUGCAUCUGCAUCGUGGGCUCACGCCACGGCAAAUCGUCAUUCAGCGGAUCAUGUGGGUAUGCAUCAUGUGUUGCAUUCUGUUCUGCGGUCAAAGCGUCUACCUCGUUGGCAUCGCCACUGGACUCGUGCCGUCGAUCCAUUAUCGGACUCCCGCCGGGGUGUCACCGUACGCGUUUGAAGUGGGUUUUUAUAUUGUAACGGAAUUCCUCCCCUGUGCGCUGCUGCUAUGCUUCACCCGACGGAACCCCCUCAACGACAACCCCCCCCACAAACUGGCCGAUCAUUUGGACCAUAGUCUUCUACUCCCUGAGGCCAGCGGAUCCAACCGCCCUGACGAAGCAUCGUACCUGUAUCAGAAUCCACCCCGGCCGUAUUUUCCGCGAAACAACAGCAGCGGCGUCUUUGACCGAUCUCCCGCCGCGGCAUCAGCCACCAAGUCGGCGUCGUUUGUCUAACUUAACGAGAUGUUUGUUUGCCUGUCAAGAA
Messenger RNA from Aphanomyces astaci, 1165 nucleotides. RefSeq lists its product as hypothetical. The coding region runs from base 64 to 1134 and encodes 356 amino acids. NCBI's taxonomy places the organism in Eukaryota, Oomycota, Saprolegniomycetes, Saprolegniales, Verrucalvaceae. The record is from RefSeq and is a predicted model, not a curated record. The transcript is spliced from 4 exons.